CAAUGUAUUAUUCUCCCAUCUGUUUGUACCCUGCAGCUUGCAGGUGCAACGAAGCAGACGGAGGAAAGAUCCAACAGGCAAGAGAAAGAGAUAAUAAUAAUAAUCUCAAUCUAAGUCAGUUCCUUUGCUUCUUAGGUCUUCAUCUACUUACAGAUUAGUAAAUAAAUGUUCCCUUGUAUCUAUCUAUUGCUUCCAAGUUCAAUAAUCUGUAUGUAUCUAGAGCAUGUGAGGUGAAGGCCAAAUGGGUUCCAACAAUAAAGCUGCCUCUAGCAAAUCUUCACCCCUGACGGAUUCUCGAAAUUCUAACAUGCAGAUUGACGGAAUUCAUGCGAAGCAUCAAAAGGAUCUAGAGAAUCUAACACUAACUACUCAACCUUUGAAAACAUUGAAGUACUUCUGUUUAGCCAUUAUGAGCUAUGUUGAGAAAUCAGUAGUAUAUAUUUUAGCCCACGGUGGUUGGCUUUUGCUUCUGAGUAUUCCUGUCUUGAUUCUUGCAAUAUUUUUGUUGACAGUCAAUGGUCCACAUGAAAAGCAUGUGGAGGAGCUGUGCCAAUAUUUACAAUUCGGGCUGUGGUGGGUGGCGCUUGGUGUUGCAUCAUCUAUUGGUCUUGGAUCUGGUCUUCAUACAUUUGUGCUCUAUUUGGGUCCUCAUGUUGCCUUUUUCACCUUAAAAGCAAUGCAAUGCGGUCGAGUCAAUCUUAAAAAUGGUCUGUAUGACACAAUACAAUUGAAAAGAGGCCCUUCAUGGCUUGACAAGGAUUGUUCAGAAUUUGGACCUCCAUUGUUUUCAUCUUCACAUGGUUCUCGAGUUCCACUCGGCAGCAUAUUGCCACAGGUUCAGGUGGAAGCUGUGUUGUGGGGCAUUGGGACAGCACUUGGAGAACUUCCUCCAUAUUUCAUCUCAAAAGCAGCACAAAUAUCAGGUAGCAAAAUAGAAGCUAUGGAAGAAUUUGAGUCUUCCUCCACAGGAGAUGAUGGAGCAAUAGCUUCUUGUCUAAUUAAGAUGAAGCGCUGGUUGCUCUCGCAUUCACAGUAUCUAAAUUUCUUCACAAUUCUAGUGCUUGCUUCGAUCCCGAAUCCUCUUUUUGAUCUUGCUGGCAUAAUGUGUGGGCAAUUUGGAAUUCCUUUUUGGGAGUUUUUCCUUGCAACACUGUUUGGAAAGGCCAUUAUUAAGACUCACAUACAAACAGUGUUUAUUAUUCUGGUAUGCAACAAUCAACUUCUUGACUGGAUCGAAAAUGAGUUGAUUUGGGUUUUCAGUUUCAUACCUGGAUUGUCUGCAAUCCUGCCCAAUCUCAUUUCCAAACUGCAUGCAGCCAGAGAAAAGUAUAUGGCUACCCCCUCUCCUGUUCCUUCAAAUAUGAAGGUGAAGAAGUGGUGGGGUAUUUCAUUUACUUCGAUUUGGAACACAAUAGUGUGUCUCAUGAUCAUGAACUUCCUUCUCAAGAUUGUGACUUCAACUGCACAGAGACACCUUAAGAAACAGCAGGAGUUGCAUUUAGAUGGUGUUAAGAAGAAAAUAGUAGAAUGAACCAUUUCUCUCUUGCCUGCCCCUUCUCCAUUUUUGCUCUCUGGUUUCGACCUUGGUUCCAUUCCAAAGUUUUCAAUCCAAAAGAAAAAGGUAAACCCAUCCGAUGUCACGUUGUGUUAUUGCAGUGAAGGCCUCAUUCUUCAUACUCACAUUAGACGACAGACUUAAAAGUUGUAGUUUGAUUUACCCACUUUUUGUUUGGGUUAGGAGUGUAGGCAAUCACCAUGUCUGUGUUUUUUUAUAUAUAUUCUUUGGGCAAUGCAAAUACAAGACAGCCAUUUUGCAUGCUCAUGUCUUGUACAUUGUUAACUAUGAUGAUCAACUAUGGCUUUGCCCAUUUUUUG
Molecule: messenger RNA, 1875 nt
Organism: Impatiens glandulifera
Lineage: Eukaryota; Viridiplantae; Streptophyta; Magnoliopsida; Ericales; Balsaminaceae
Product: vacuole membrane protein KMS1
Exons: 8
Coding region: 242-1531 (429 amino acids)
Source: RefSeq, a predicted model, not a curated record